AUGGACUGGAUUAUCUCGCUCGCUCACUUCUGCGAGCUGCACGGCCCGACCUCGAUCCUCUGCACCCAGACCUCCGCCGCAACGUGUCUCACCUGCCGAACAUGCGACACCCCUCCUUCUGACGACCCCCCCAACUCCUCGUACUCGUCCUUUGACGCGCCCUGGGACGCCAAGUUCCCAUCUCAAGUACCACCUCUCUCCUCGCCCUUCGAGACGCCGCCUACCAGCCCGAAACAGGGCAGCCACAACCCCUACUUUCCCAGCUUUCCCAGCUUUCCCAGCUUUCCUGGGGAGAGGGAGGUUUACAAGCGUUUCAGCAAAACCUUUGAAGACGACGCGGACUCGUGCGGGAACUGCGCGUUUCUAGUGCCGCGUAAUGUCAGCGAUAGGCUUCCAGCCGGGGCGCCAGGGAGCCCGUCAAAAGACGGGCGCACCAGGAACGGAAGCCCAGUGCUGCGGACGUCUCAAGCUGUUGUCGCUCACAACAGGGAGACGGAAUCCGAUAACGACAGCGAUGGUGUUGCCGACGCGGUAGACAUCGAACAGUCGCUGCAGUCAUCCACCUUUCCUCCUUCACCGCCCAGCACAACCACGUCGUCACCUCCUUCACCGCUCUUCGUUUCCCAAACCCCACAUACGCACACUUUGACCUACAUCACCACGAGACAACCCACCUCCGCAUCUGCGUAUUCUCUCCUCCGCCGCUCCUGCAUUCGGACACUAUCCUGCGAGAUGCUUCCGCGGGGCUCACCAUCUGGCCCUUUGGUAUUUGGCGACCCCGUAGCCGGUUACACCAUUGCGUACAUUUUCCGCUUGCCCGACCCACGCGCCAGAGGCAAGCUGCGCACGUACGCGCUCAUCGCCCUCGGCGGGCGCGAUAGCUGGCGCAUCGGCAAAGCAAUGGUGAAGGUGACCGAGAUCUUCGAGUCCGUCGCGAGCAAGAUCAUCGCCAUGGCCGAUAGGGUUCUCGAGCGCGAAUCGAGCGCCUCCUCUUCACGGCCGAGCACUAGCGAGCGCAGCACACCACCGCUCAGCUGUUCGGCUUCCACCAUGCCCAACAUGAGCAGCCGUAUGUCGCCGGAGAAGAAGGGCCUCUCGUCCACCCACAGCUCGCCAACAACGCGCACCAUCACGCCCGUGUCGUCCUUCCUCUCCGCCAAGAAGGUUGAUCCAGAUGGCUAUCCGCGUGUGAGCCGUGAGGUCAUGCGCGCGAAAGGGCUGGCCGAGAUUGUUGGCAAGGACGAUUUCUUCGUCGAGCUGCACGCCACGUUCUGCAUGCUCCUGUCGGGCCUGAUCAAGGACUUUGGCAGUUGA
Coniosporium apollinis CBS 100218 is the source of this 1314-nucleotide messenger RNA. RefSeq lists its product as uncharacterized. The coding region runs from base 1 to 1314 and encodes 437 amino acids. Lineage: Eukaryota; Fungi; Ascomycota; Dothideomycetes. Gene Ontology annotation, biological process: positive regulation of TORC1 signaling; positive regulation of GTPase activity. Gene Ontology annotation, cellular component: cytosol. The record is from RefSeq and is a predicted model, not a curated record. The transcript is spliced from 2 exons. Gene Ontology annotation, molecular function: GTPase activator activity.